CCCAAACUGUUCCUCUCUCCCAUUGCCCACUCCUGUAUAUCAUAUAUCACCUAUGGCUUCAUUCGUGAGCUUUUAACCGGAACUUGACAAGCCAAAGCAUCAGAUAUCAGCUUUAUAUCAAGAAUGGCUACCGAGAACAAAGUGAGCUUGAAGCUAUUGAUAGACAAGAAGGCGAACAAAGUCCUUUUCGCAGAAGCUGGAAAAGAUUUUGUAGAUUUCCUCUUCACCCUUCUCUCUUUGCCUGUAGGUACUGUGAUUAGGCUGCUUAAAAAACCAGCAAUGGUUGGCUGUAUAGGAAAUCUUUACGAGAGCCUUGAAAACCUUAACGAAGCUUAUAUACAACCAAAUCAAAGCAAGGACUCUCUUCUAAAACCCACUGUGCCAUUAACCCAGCUCGCACAUGUGCCUCUCUUGCUGCCUGACACUCGUCCUCUAAAACCUGAGGCAGGACGAAAGUUGUAUGGUUGUUCUAAUUAUAGUAACCACCGGUGCGUUACCGAUCAGAGAGGCUCUCGUUGUAGUAACUGCGGUUGUUCAAUGACUUAUGAACUGCCGUUUAUUGGCACCAAUACAAAUAAUACAUCAGCUAGUGAUACAGCAACUAGUAAUAGUGAGAGAGGUUUGGUGAAGGGCCUGGUUACAUACAUGGUGACUGAUGAUUUGUCAGUGUCACCAUUGUCAAUGGUCUCUGGUGUUGCUCUGCUGAACAAGUUUAGUGUUAAGGGUUUUAGCGCACUUAAUGAGAAGAUGGUUGAGUUUGGCAUUGAUGAGGAAUGUUUAACUUCAACUCAUUACCUUUAG
Messenger RNA from Hevea brasiliensis (rubber tree), 801 nucleotides. RefSeq lists its product as uncharacterized. The transcript is spliced from 2 exons. Bases 124 to 801 code for a protein of 225 amino acids. Lineage: Eukaryota; Viridiplantae; Streptophyta; Magnoliopsida; Malpighiales; Euphorbiaceae. The record is from RefSeq and is a predicted model, not a curated record.